GUGGCGCUGCUGGAUGCUGCUGCCUGCCCUGCGGAGGAAGGGUUUCCGGAGGCCCUAUGUCCCAGGGAGGAGGAAGAGGAGGAGGAAGAAUACAGGCAAAGGAGACCUGUCACCUUCAUGCUGGGAAAUGAGAUACUGGGGCUGGGCCCAGAGAGUGAGUUUCAGAGCCCUGAUGCCGAGGUCUACAUGCACUUCUUGAGGAGCCACUGCUGCUACGACGCCAUCCCCACCAGCUGCAAACUUGUUGUCUUCGACGUCUCCCUGGAGAUCAAGAAAGCCUUUGUGGCACUGGUGGCCAAUGGGGUGCGUGCCGCCCCACUCUGGGACAGCAAGACACAGAGUUUUGUGGGGAUGCUCACCAUUACCGACUUCAUCAACAUCCUCCACCGCUACUACCGCUCGCCUCUGGUUCAGAUCUACGAGGUGGAGGAGCACAAGAUUGAGACCUGGAGAGAAGUGUACCUGCAGGGCUCCUUCAAGCCGCUGGUCUACAUCUCCCCAAGCAACAGCCUCUUCGAUGCUGUCUACUGCUUGAUCAAGCACAAAAUCCACCGCCUGCCUGUCAUCGAGCCCAUCUCAGGCAAUGUCCUGCACAUCCUGACGCACAAGCGCAUCCUCAAGUUUCUCCACAUCUUUGGUUCUACCAUUCCCAAGCCACGCUUCCUGAAGAAAACAGUGCAGGAGCUGUGCAUUGGCACCUUCCGUGAUGUGGCUGUCGUGCCUGAGACUGCCCCUGUCUACACUGCCUUGGACAUCUUUGUUGAUCGCCGUGUUUCUGCCCUGCCUGUCAUCAAUGAUGCUGGGCAAGUGGUUGGCCUGUACUCCCGAUUUGAUGUCAUUCACCUGGCAGCCCAGAAGACUUACAACAACCUGGACAUCAGUGUGCGGGAGGCGCUCCGGCAGCGCAGUAUCUGCCUGGAAGGAGUCCUCACCUGCUACCCCCACGAAACUAUGGAAGACAUCAUUGACCGCAUUGCCAAUGCACAGGUCCAUCGCCUGGUUCUGGUGGAUGAGAACCAGUACCCGCGGGGCAUCAUCUCUCUCUCCGACAUCCUCCAGGCCCUUGUGCUCACUCCUGCAGGUAUCGAUGCUCUUAACUCUUAGCCUGCGACGCUCCAUCUUUCACCACUUGCACCCUUCAUUUCUCUCCACUUCAGG
Acanthisitta chloris (rifleman) is the source of this 1158-nucleotide messenger RNA. It is a transcript of the gene PRKAG3, whose product is annotated as protein kinase, AMP-activated, gamma 3 non-catalytic subunit. The annotation marks the transcript as partial. The record is from RefSeq and is a predicted model, not a curated record. Lineage: Eukaryota; Metazoa; Chordata; Aves; Passeriformes; Acanthisittidae. The transcript is spliced from 11 exons.